AUGCCCGGUCCGGCGGGAGGGCGGCAGGAAACGGCGAGAGCUGCAGAUGAUGCCAUGGACGGGGGGGCCCAGCAGAGCUGUGUCCGGGACCCCCCCGAGGUGGGCAGCGUGGAGCAGGAGGGGGACGUGGGCGAGGGGCCGCCUGCCACCGACCUGCGCCGCUCGCAGCCCCUCUUCAUCCACAGCACCAGCCGGCCGCUGUCAGAGGAGGAGCCGCGUGCCUCAUCACUGCCCAACAUCCCCAACCCCUUUCCUGAGCUCUGCAGUCCUUCCAAUUCGCCAAUCCUCAGCAGCCCCCCUGGCGGGCAGGGACCCCCCCGUGAAGGCGCCUGUCAUCUGGUGAAGGUGUUCAGCGAGGACGGGUCAUGUCGCUCACUGGAGGUGUCAGCAGGCACGACAGCACGGCAGCUCUGUGAGAUGCUGGUGCAGAGGACGCACGCGCUGCACGACCACAGCUGGGCCCUGGUGGAGCUGCACCAACACCUGGCACUGGAGCGCUGCCUGGAGGACCACGAGUCGGUGGUGGAGGUGCAGAGCAUGUGGCCCCUUGGUGCUGACAGCCGCUUCGUCUUCCGCAAGAACUUCGCCAAGUAUGAGCUCUUCAAGAGCAACGCGCAGUCCCUCUUCCCCGAGGUGAUGGUGUCCAGUUGUCUGGAGGCAAAUAAGAGCAUGGCGCACUCGGAGCUCAUCCAGAACUUCCUGAACUCCGGGAGCUGCCCUGAGGUGCAGGGCUUCCUGCAGCUGCGCGAGGCCAGUCGCAAGGUCUGGAAGCGUUUCUACUUCUCCCUGCGCCGCUCCGGGCUCUACUACUCCACUAAGGGCACGUCCAAGGACCCCCGGCACCUGCAGUACUUCGCCGACCUCACCGAGUCCAACAUCUACUACGUGACACAGGGCAAGAAGCACUAUGGGACACCCACCGAGUUUGGGUUCUGCAUCAAGCCCUACAAGGUGCGCAGUGGGGUGAAGGGCCUGAAGCUGCUCUGCAGUGAGGAUGAGCAGAGUCGGACCUGUUGGAUAGCAGCAUUCCGCCUCUUCAAGUACGGCAUGCAGCUCUACCGCAACUACCAGCAAGCACAGGCACGCCUGAGCCAGCACCCCUGGAUCACCCCCACGCCACUGCAGAGUGUGUCAGACAGCGCGCUGGUGGCCAUGGACUUCUCAGGGUGCACAGGGAGGGUGAUUGAGAACCCCAGCGAGGUGCUGACAGCAGUGCUGGAGGAGGCGCAGGCCUGGAGGAAGAAGACGACACACCGGUACAGCCUGCCUGCUGCCUGCCAGAGCUCCCCGCUCAGUGCUGCCAUUCAUCGCACCCAGCCGUGGUUCCAUGGGCGCAUCUCACGGGAGGACACCCAGCAGCUCAUCGGCCGCCAGGGGCUGGUGGAUGGAGUGUUCCUGGUGCGGGAGAGCCAGCGCAACCCCAAGGGCUUUGUGCUGUCCCUGUGCCACCUGCAGAAAGUCAAGCACUAUCUCAUCCUGCCGAGCGAGGAGGAGGGACGGCUCUACUUCACCAUGGACGACGGACAGACCCGCUUUGCUGACCUCAUCCAGCUCGUGGAGUUCCACCAGAUCAACCGUGGCAUCCUGCCCUGCAAGCUGCGGCACUACUGCACCUGUGUGGCCCUAUGAGCCUGGCGCUGCCGGCACGGCUUGGCACAGCUCAGCAUGGCAUCGCCGGCAGAAAUUGGCACAGCUUGGCACGGCACUGCUGGCAUAGGUUGGCACAGCUCAGCGCCGUGCUGCAGCACUGGCACAGCUCGACACAGCCAACACGGCACAGCACAGCCCUGCCGGCACACAAAGGCACCGCUCGCAGCAGUGAGCGCAGGGACGAGGGGGGCUCACCCCACACCCCGCUGCUGUGGCCCCUCACACUCUUGCACUUUGUCCCCCCCCCCAGCACCAGCCCCUCCAUUCUCACGGGGUCAUGGCUGCAGACCCCUCACCCCCAUCUCCAGGGGGCUCGUGGAGUUGCUCCCCUCCCCAUCAUGAGGAUGCGGGGCUUGGGGUCCCCACCACACCUCCCCAUGCCCCCCCAAGGCCAGUCGAACUGUGAUGUGUUUUAUA
Lagopus leucura (white-tailed ptarmigan) is the source of this 2067-nucleotide messenger RNA. RefSeq names its product growth factor receptor bound protein 7 (gene GRB7). The record is from RefSeq and is a predicted model, not a curated record. NCBI's taxonomy places the organism in Eukaryota, Metazoa, Chordata, Aves, Galliformes, Phasianidae. Gene Ontology annotation, biological process: signal transduction. Bases 1 to 1629 code for a protein of 542 amino acids. The transcript is spliced from 15 exons.